Molecule: messenger RNA, 3422 nt
Organism: Phascolarctos cinereus (koala)
Lineage: Eukaryota; Metazoa; Chordata; Mammalia; Diprotodontia; Phascolarctidae
Source: RefSeq, a predicted model, not a curated record
CACACACACACACACACACACACACACACACGACAGUCUCUCCCCCUGCCCGCAGGAAUCCGGACACAGGGCUGGCAAAGCACAGGGAGAUCUUGGGGACUGGCAGGGAAUUGGGGAGGGUGAGUAGGGGGCAUCUUUCACAUCCCAAGCGCAACCCAGCAUCCCUCUGCCUGACCCAGUCCGAUUCUUGUUAAUCACUUCUAGGCUCCCCAGGAAAUAACCUUGAGGAGAGACUCUACGCUCUCCCCCACCUCCAGUAUUCCUUCCCAUCAACAGAUAGCCUAGUACUGGUCAGAAACCAGGAUUCAGGUGGGCAUUGUCUGGAAUGAAAGCAGGGUCGCUCCCCCGCUGACCAGACACCUUGAGAAAGAACCCGGUGGAAACAGAGAUCCCAGGAUUAGGUUUAGGAUGUGGCAGUGAAAAGCGUUCGCUGGCUUGGGGGCUAAGCACCUCAAGGCUCCCUUAUUUCUAGUUUAUUUGCACACUGUGGUGGGAUGGGUGGUGGAUGUGGAAGUCCUUAUUUGUGUCUUUCUGCACAUGAGUAGCUGUCAUUAGUAUUGACCUGCCCUGUGUGUGCCCAUCUGCAUAUGCAAACAAGCCCUGGGGUUCCUGCUUUUCCAAAUCCAGCUGUUGGAAAAAGUGGCUAUAGCCGCAAGCAGUUGGGAAAGGUACAAACUGGAGGGGAGGGAUUCAAGGGGAGGGCAGAGAACCAUCUGCAGAGUUUGGCUGCCCAAAGGGUGCGGCAGACUCUGGGGUUUGCCCCGCCCCAGGAUAGCUGGGGAGCUGGACACUGGAGCCACUCUCACGUUCUGUCUGGGCGGCACAAGGGCUCUAUUAAUGCUGAGUGCCCUAGUGGGCAGCUAAGAACCACUAGGUCCGACGGCAAUCCCUGCAGGGUCUUAGGCGCCAGGCAAGGCCCAGGGGACUAGGCAGGAGAAGGAGGGAGAGGAGGGAUGGGGAGGGUUGGGGUGGAUCUCAAACUUCAGGAAAAGUCCCAGAAAUACAAGCCCUUUGGCCGCACCCCUUUCUCCAACCCCAGACUCGGACCCAUACACACAUCCCGGCACCUUCCCACUAUCUGCGUCCUUCCAGCAGGUCCUGACUCAGGAUUCACCUAGGGAAGGAUCUAGAGAGGAAGGAAUCUGGGGUCCGUUAAGAGGCAUCUAGGACCCGUCGCAUCCCACCCCCAGCCCGUCCAGUAAGAGGCAUACUGCCAGCUCUGUUGAAGGGUGGGAUAGGAAAGAGAAAAGGCAAAGGAAAGGGGUUCAGAGAUGAACUGAGCCAGGACAGUUGGGCACAGCCCUUGGGGCUCCCCCCUAUCCUGGGAGGAGACGCAUCUCCAGACGCGAGGGGGUUAAGCCUCGACAGCUCCACGUAGGAAGUUGGCUCCUGAUGCCGUCUGCGGUCUGGGAUCCUGCAUAUAUAGGGCGGGGACCUCAACUGAUUGCAGGACUCAGCUCCACCAGUUUAUCCCUCGGUUCUCGCACUUCAAUGACCAUGGCUCCCUUAGCUCACCUGGCUGGCUUCUGCCUGCUGCUAGUCGGCCUCCUGCCUUCCCUGCAGGCCUGCCCCCAGAACUGCCACUGCCACGGCGGGGACCUACAGCAUGUCAUCUGCGACAACGUGGGGCUGCGCAAGAUCCCCAAGGUGUCUGAGAAGACCCGGCUGCUGAACUUGCAGCGCAACAACUUCCCGGUGCUGGCGGCUAAUUCCUUCAAAGCCACCCCGGCCCUGGUCUCCCUGCAUCUCCAGCACUGCCAGGUGCGCGAAGUGGCCGCCGGCGCUUUCCGAGGUCUCAAGCAGCUCAUCUAUCUGUACCUGUCCAACAAUGACAUUCGGGUGUUGCGCAACGGCGCCUUUGACGACCUCAGCGAGCUCACCUACCUCUACCUGGACCACAACAAGGUGAGCGAACUGCCUCGGGGAUUGCUCUCCCCUCUAGUCAACCUCUUCAUCCUUCAACUGAGCAGCAACAAGAUUCGAGAGCUGCGCCCAGGGGCCUUCCAGGGCGCCAAGGACCUGCGCUGGCUCUACCUGUCGGACAAUGCCCUGAACACCCUGCAGCCUGGAGCCUUGGACGACGUGGAGAACCUUGCGAAAUUCCACCUGGACAAGAAUCAAUUGUCCACUUACCCCACUGCUGCCCUGAGCAAGCUGAGAGUGGUGGAGGAAUUAAAAUUGUCUCACAACCCACUUAAAGUCAUCCCAGACCAAGCCUUCCAGUCUUUUGGACGAUAUUUGGAGACCCUCAUCCUGGACAACAUGAACCUGGAGAAGUUCUCUGAUGGUGCUUUCUUGGGUGUGACCACCCUAAAACAUGUCCACCUGGAGAACAACAGGUUGAGCCAGCUGCCCUCUAAUUUCCCUUUUGAUGGUUUGGAGACACUGACCCUGAGCAACAAUCCUUGGAAGUGUACGUGCCAGCUCCAUGGCCUUCGAAGGUGGCUGGAGGCCAAGGCUUCACGCCCCGAUGCAACAUGUAUAUCUCCCACUAAGUUCCGAGGUCAGCACAUCCGGGAGACGGCAGCCUUCCGAGGCUGCAAAUUCCCCACCAAGAGAUCUAAGAAAGCCAGCCGCCAUUAAACAGCUGUACAGGUAGGGAGGCUGGGACUCAAUCAGUACCAAUUGAGCCUACCCUGGCCUCCCACUUGAGGACCUCAGAUCAGUAACAUCCACGGAGUAAAUAUCAACAUUGCCUAACUUCUGAAAAAACAUUCUCAGCACUCAGCAGUUGACCCCCACAGAGAAGGACUCUCACCUCAGACCAAUGGGGAAUGAAGAGGAAAUCAGUGAGGAGCAAGAAAUCAGGGAGGGAUCUGCAGAUUCAACAUUUGUGAGGUCACAAUUUGAAAGUCAUUCCCAAUUCAUUCCACUUAAUACCCUAAACCCCACCCACAUUAACUGAAGCAAGUGUAAAAAUGUGAUGCAAGAGAGCUCCCCUAAAAAGUGCAUGGGUUUUACCACUGAAUAAACAAGAACCCAAGGCUGUUGAUUGGGGAGAGCCCAGUGGAAGGGAUGACUUCUUUCCCUCUCCCACGUCCACCUCAGGCCUGAUGAUCUUAGCAGGCUAUAGAGGGUCCUAACCUCUUGGGGCCCCAGAGGGAUAGCUGUCCUGACUCCAAUCAGAAGACAGGCAGGCCAGACCGAGCUCAGCAGCCCUGGCCAGGAUGGAGGAAAGAAGCAAAGGGGGAAGAUGGGAGAAGGGGCAUAAGAAACUGCGGACUUCGGGCACGGAAAGGUUGGGGGAGACGACAGUUUCAGAACACGCUGGGACCAGAGGACAGAGCAUCCCAAGGGGAUCGCAGAAUACCCCGCCAUGGGUUGGAGCUUCGCAGCUCCCCGCGACCCCAAGUGCCCCCGGACUAUUUGCCUCCUACAUACCGGGCCACCCCAAAACCGCCCCCCAUCUCCAUCCCCAGCUC